CAAACUGACAAAUUUUGAAGUCGAAUCGAAUUAACGGCCCGUGCAUGAGCAAACUGCGUGAGCGUAAAAGCAAUCUACUACAAUUUUCCAGUUUCCAUUUCUAUCAAAUCGUUAUUUUUGACCAAAUUCAUCAUGUCUGAGUUAUUCAACAUCUUUGGAGACAGCCUGACGCGCCAGCCAACGAAAAAUGUUGCCCGCCAACCGCUAUUCAACAUCGAGAAUAUGGGCAAAUCCGUUUCAACGGGCCCAAUCAAACCCAACGAACCGUUGAAAAAAGGCGUCGAACCGAAGAAGACUUUUCUCUGUAACAAGGGGAAAGCCCUACAAAGCACGCCUAUGCGGCAAGCGCUCACGCCGCGGGCAGUCAACGUCGGAGCCCUAAUCUACAACGACGCUGAUGCUAAGUCUGACAAUGCUGUAAACUUUGAUGAGUUGGAGUUCACUAGACCUGUUUACAAAUGUGACAAUUAUACUAAAGACUGGCUUGACUACCUACCAUUGCCAGAGCCCGAGCUGAAUCGGCUUUCACUGUCGCCGCCGCGCACGCCGGCACCCAACACGCGCCGCGCCAGUCUAGAAUUUGACUGCUCCUAUCAGGAUGAAUUCUUCACAGAUGAUUUCUCAAAUGAGAGUAUCCCAGAUCCAAAUGACAGUGACCUGGGCUUGCCGGCCAUUUAUUGAGUUGAUUUAUUGUCCUAGUGUGUAAUGUAUAUUUUAAUAAUUAUUCCUUAAAUUUUUGACACAGUAUUAAACAUGUUUAGACAAACUAAUAACUUGUGGACUUUCUAUACUUAUUAAUUUCAAGAUUGUAAUUUAUUAUAAUUUCUUGCCUAUCUGAAUAAUUGUAUUAUUUCAAUGUGAGAUUGUAAUUCUUUCUUAUUGUAUUGUUGCACAUUUUUUAUUAAUUUAAGAACUAUCAUUUUUCUAUAAAUACUUGUAAUUGUAAACUUGAAAGUAGUUAGUCUAUAGAAAUGAUACUGAUACGCAAAAAUGAAUGGUACUCAUCACAUGGGUGCAUAUUAUGUCAUGCCAUGUUGCAGUUUAGAAUAUAAUGAAUAUAGAACUAGAUGUAUUGUGCAUGUAUUUUUCUAGCUUAGCUUGAAUAAACAUAGUAUAUUUAAGUGUUUUCUAAUGA
Molecule: messenger RNA, 1135 nt
Organism: Cydia pomonella (codling moth)
Lineage: Eukaryota; Metazoa; Arthropoda; Insecta; Lepidoptera; Tortricidae
Exons: 4
Coding region: 133-681 (182 amino acids)
Source: RefSeq, a predicted model, not a curated record